Paramuricea clavata is the source of this 753-nucleotide messenger RNA. Lineage: Eukaryota; Metazoa; Cnidaria; Anthozoa; Malacalcyonacea; Plexauridae. The record is from the annotation of a GenBank genome assembly.
AUGUCGGUACAUGGCACGGGGGCCUCGGCAUCAGCCUGCGCAAAGCACCUCGCGAACUGGUGUGCUUCAUUUGGAGUUCCAUCUUACUUGACAACAGACAGAGGUCCUCAGUUUACGAGCAAAUUGUGGGAGGAAACGACGAAAGCCUUAGGCAUCAAGCACCGCCUUACCACGUCAUACCAUCCACAACACAACGGUAAGGUCGAACGUUCACAUCGUAGUCUCAAAAACUCCAUCAGGGCAAGACUAGACGGACGCAGUGAUUGGCUGGCAGAACUGCCGUGGGUUCUCCUAGGGCUACGGAACAGCCCGAACACCGAUUCUGGGAUAAGCCCGGCCGAGUUGGUUUUUGGCGAACCACUACGCCUCCCAGGCAACCUCCAGGCCAAGCCGGCCAGCAUCAGCCACGAGACUUGGGCAGCUCAACUGAGGAACUCCAUUUCGGCCCAAAGCGCUCCUUCCCCUGAGUGGCACACGGCAACAAAACCAACGAGUUACAUUCCAAAGGACUUAGACCGCUGCGAGCAAGUGCUCAUAAGACAGGACAGAACCGUGCCGAGCUUACGACCAAAGUAUACAGGACCAUUCCCAGUGCUACAGCGCAGUGACAAAGUGUAUGAACUAAUAGUCAAUGGAAAACCGGACAAAGUUAGUGUUGACAGACUGAAGCCAUUCUAUCCAACCACGGAUUCGACGACUGGGAGGGGGCUAUGUAGGGAGUCCAACGAGUCAACAGUCGCCGAACCCUCGUAG